Molecule: messenger RNA, 417 nt
Organism: Anopheles marshallii
Lineage: Eukaryota; Metazoa; Arthropoda; Insecta; Diptera; Culicidae
Exons: 2
Coding region: 1-417 (138 amino acids)
Source: RefSeq, a predicted model, not a curated record
AUGGCGAGCUGUAAGAUAAGUAAAACUAACUCCUUCCCUACACCGACACGUUACGAAUGGUCCAAGGCGUAUCUGGCACGUCCUAAGAACAACCUAAUUGCGCAUCGUGAUAGUCUUUUGAAGGAACCGUUCCGCCCAUCGUACGAUAGGGAAGGUGAUCCCUCGAUGGACUGUUUGCUGGACUUCUCGUACGCACGCAUUUGGCAGGUAGAAGCGCAAGACUUUCGCGACAAACGCACAGUUUCGGAACGGUCCAAACCGGCAAAGAAGAAAUUCCCCAUCUACGUCGAGCGCAAAACGAAACAGGCCGAUAUACCCAAAGAAAGGUACACCGUGAAACGGUUCCAGAACAUACCGGCAAAGGUUGAUACGGGGCGUAGGGCAGCCGCCCCAUUGCGUCCAUUGCGUACCUGCUGA